AUGACGCGAAAUCAGCCUGCUCGGAGGCAGACCAUGCAACCAGAGCAGCAGCAGCAGCCGAAACUGCGGAAGAUGCAGCAGCAGCAGAUGGCACAGCAGUUUGUACCACAGCCAAUCUAUACAACACAACCUCAAAAGCUACAGCCACAGCUACAGGCUAAGCCAGUGGUCUUGGAGGUACAGCCGCUGCUACAGACACAUCUACUGCAACGUGAGACUGCUGCUGGUGCAAGACCAUCGGCUUCUGGAGCCAAGCGCACGACAUUGACGCGCAACCGAAACUACAACCAGGAAGGGAAGUAUCGGGGAGUGAGGAAGCGAGGCGAGUUUAAGUACGUUGCAGAGAUCAAAGACACCACUAUUGGGGUCCGCAGGUGGUUGGGCACGUUUACCAGUGCAGAGGAGGCUGCUCGGGCGUUUGAUGAAGCUGCUUUCGACCUCCGAGGAUCAAAUGCAAAGCUUAAGUUUUCGACAGAGUAUAUCACGGAAAGAGGGGGAGUACUGAGUUCUAUUCCUCUCGAGCUAGGAGCAGAUACGACGAAAACGGCAGGAAGGGAGGCAGGUAAUAUUGAUGAGAGUAAUGGCCCGGGAGUUCCAAGGAUUACGGAGUCUUUUCCAGGACAGGUGGAGAAGGGGGGGUCUACGAGCUCUGCCGCUUUAGGUGUGGUGGCAGCAGAAGCAGACGGAGGGUCAGCGUCGCCAGUUGAAGUUGCAGAGGAGGGAGAAGGAGGAGGAGGAAAAGGGGGAGUGGGAGGAGGAGGAGGAGGAGGAGGAGGAGGAGGAGGAGGAGGAGGAGGAGGAAGUGGGGUAGGAGGGGUGUGCAUAGCAGCAGAAGCGUCAGCAGUCACUGAUCGGAAUGGAGCUUAUUCUCCUGAUUGCAGCUCCACUGUCAGCAGCAGCAGCUCCGACAGAACCGCCCCUUUUGCCUCUGCCCCUUCUCCCUCUGUCCCCUUCUCCUCUGCUUCUUUCUCCUCUGUCCCUUCUGCCUCUGUCGCUUUCCCACACUCCACCCUUCUUGCCACCUCUGCUCCUUCCACCUGCACCGAUGUGCUACACUCCACCCUUCCUCCGUCCACCGAUCCUUCCAUCUCUGCCUCUUUCCCAUACUCCACCCUUCCUGUUACCUCUACCCCUUCCACCUCCAGCGAUGUGUUACACUCCAGCCUUCCUCCUUCCACUGCCCCUUCCAUCUCUACUUCUUUCCUACACCCCAUCUUUCCUGCUGCCUCUGCCCCUUCCACCUCCACCGAUGUGCAACACUCCACCCUUCCUCCUUCCACUGUCCCUUCCAUCUCUGCUUCUUUCCUACACUCCACCCUUCCUGCUGCCCCUGAUCCUUCCACCUCAACCGAUGUGCUACACUCCACCCUUCCAGCCACCUGGGAUUACAAUGUCGCAGUAUCUGGGAAAGUGAUGAUGCCACGUGGGAAUGCAUCCCAACAAGAAACAGAGGAGAUGGUGGAGGUACCCAACAUGAUGGCAGGCCCAGCUGCAAACAUGCUCACAAGCUGGCAUGCUGAAAUGAUGCAGCAUGCGCCUGCCAUGGUGCCCCCGUUUGAGUCGCUCUGGAUGCAUGACCAUGGCAUGCAGUAUGGGUUUACCAUGUCUCGCGUGUCUUCUACAUGUGUCAGACCACCGCGUAAUGCCGGUGCUGCUUGUGGUAUGGGUGUUGUGGGUGCUAAGGGUGGUGCAGGUCGCGUGGUUAGCAAUGCGCCGGUUGGUGGUGCCAGCAUUGCUGGUGCUGCAGCAGAAGUUGAAACAGCAGUCGCAUGCCAUGCAGCAGCAGCAACAGCAGCAACAGCAGCAGCAGCAGCAGGAGCAGCAGCAGCAGCAGCAGCAGCAGCAGCAGCAGCAGCAGCAGCAGCAGCAGCAGCAGCAGCAGCAGCAGCAGCAGCAGCAGCAGCAGCAGCAGCAGAAUCAGAAGCAACAGUCGCAUGCCAUGCAGCAGCAUGA
This is a messenger RNA of Closterium sp. Naga37s-1, 1953 nucleotides long. Lineage: Eukaryota; Viridiplantae; Streptophyta; Zygnematophyceae; Desmidiales; Closteriaceae. The record is from the annotation of a GenBank genome assembly.